ACGGUUUUAAAUCGAUUAGUGCGAGCUCGCGUUCAAAAAAUGCCGCGUAAAAGAGAUUCGGAAAAAAGUGUCAAAAAGCGGGAAUUAAGUGAUAUUUUGGAGGAAUUAGACGGGAUGAGGAAAAGAUUGAAAGAGGCUCUCUCCUCACCUACCCCAAGUUCUUCUGGAGAGGAGGAAGAAAUAGUGUUUGUUAACGUGGGUGACACUAAGACAGAAGAUAAUACCGAUUUUUACAUGAACGACAACGCAGAUGAUGAACCACCUACCUACCUCGAGGAGGAAAAUGGUGAUCCUAUUUUGGAGGAUGAAUUUAAGCCGUUGGGAGCCAAACCUCCUAUGGAUGAUGCAAAACUGGGUGCUGAAUUACAUAACGAAAUAGUAAUAAGAUGGCAGUCAUAUUUAGUAAAAGGAGUAAGCUUGGAAGAACGUAAGAAAAUUAUUGAAAAGUACGAUUUUCCGGCAAACUGUCAGCAAUUACUACCUCCAAAAGUCAAUGAAGAAAUUUUGGCCUGCCUUCCUGAUACAACAAACAAACAUGACAGGCUCCUAAAAUCCCUACAAUAUCAGUUGGGGCAUGGAUUAAGUGCAAUAGGAAAAGUAAUGGACCUGUUAUUAAAAGAGAAAAAUACAGAAAACCUGACUUGUUUAGCAGAUGGUGCACAACUUUUCGCAAACGUACAUAAUGCCAUUUCGGUGUUACGCAAACAAAAGAUUGCACCAUUUUUAAAUUCUGAGGCACAAGCCGUGGCCCUAUCCUCUUCCAUUGAUGAUAAACUGUCCACUUGCUCCCAAAGCCUCAACAUCGGGCCUCUCGACCUUUAA
Molecule: messenger RNA, 822 nt
Organism: Anthonomus grandis grandis
Lineage: Eukaryota; Metazoa; Arthropoda; Insecta; Coleoptera; Curculionidae
Exons: 3
Coding region: 40-822 (260 amino acids)
Source: RefSeq, a predicted model, not a curated record